This is a messenger RNA of Schistosoma margrebowiei, 567 nucleotides long. Lineage: Eukaryota; Metazoa; Platyhelminthes; Trematoda; Strigeidida; Schistosomatidae. The record is from the annotation of a GenBank genome assembly.
AUGCAUUCUAUAAUUAAAUCAAUAAUCAAAUUUAAAAAUAAAAUCAAUCAAACAAAAAAAGAAUCUAAUGAACAAAUUAUUCAUUCAAAACAUCAAUUUAAUUAUUCAAUAAAUAAUAAUGAAUUACAAAAAAAUAAUAAAAAUAAUAUAAAAACAACACGAAAAUCAUUAAUCAAUAGAUUACAUAAUAGGCAAUCCUCAAAUGAAAAAUCUAUAAAUCAAUAUAAUAAUAAUAAUAAUAAUCAAUUAUGGAAUGAUCAAGAUGAUCAUUUAAAUGUAUUAGAUAAUCAUCAACAAAUUAAUGAUCAACUUAUGACAUCAUUAAAAUUAAUUAAUAAUCUUCCUAAUUAUGAAGAUUUAGAUCAUGAUCAUAAUGAUGAUUAUCAAGAAUAUAAACAAACUAUACAACAAAUUAAUUCUAUCUUAUCAAAUUCAAUAAUCAUUAAUCCAAAUUAUACAGAAGAAGAAUUAAAUAAAGAACUUGAAAAAUUAUUAACAGAAAAUUUUAACAAUAAUAAACACUUAGAAGAAGAUGAUACGGAAAUAUUUAUGGAAUGGAUCAAUUAA